GUACCACACGUACUCAAGUUUUAUUCUUGUUAUAUUCUAUAUUAAACUUAUCCAUUUAUAAGAAAAUCUUAACCUUGAGAACCAGCUUUCCACUCCAAAGGUCAAUGAACUUUCAAGAAAAAUGGUGUUUUCAGUCGCAUCCCGCGGCCAUGGUCGUCGUUCUCAUCAUUUUCGUCACAAUCAGACAAAACAAAACGAACGACAGAAAUCCAUCCGUCGUCCAUCGGAUGACCGCUUUUUGUUCACCACCACUUUGACAGCGGUCCAUCAAACCGUCUACAGUUCUUCAAAAAUUCCUUUGUUCUUGCGCCGACCGUCCCCGCGUUUUCGAUCCUUUUGCGAACGCCCAAACAUUCCCACCGCUUAUAAUUCGCCCAUUUAUAUUUUGGAUUCGAAUUUUGGAAAUAUUUACAGCCCGAGAGACGCAUGGACGGUUUUUUCGAUCCGACCCAUCAUCGUGGUCGGCGCGCCAGGGGAAGGGAGACGAACCUAUUAUAUAAGAACCUGCUUUUAUCGCAGACUGCAACAAUAUUUCAAACGUGCAAGGUGUUCGUGUGACCAGAUUUGUGCUUUAUUGUUUUACUUUGUUUCCAACUGUUUACAGGUAAAUAUUUUUUUAAAAUGGACCACAAAAUUAAUUUAUUGCAAGUUGUUGUCUUCAAAAACUUUUCAAAUCCUCGUAUUAUUUUAAAUACAGAAUCAACUUCUAUUGACACAAAAUUGGAUAUUACUACAGACAUCGACAUAAAUAACGAACUAAAUAAAUUUAUAAACGAAUUUGACAACAGUGAGGACGUGAUAACAGACGAUUUUUUAACACAUACACAAAUAAUCGUUGACAAUACCGUUAACAAAAAUGAUUCUGUUAUAAAAUGUGAUGAAUUAUUAACAUGGCCUUCUCAGGAAAAAAUUUUAGAUGAUAGUGUAGCUACUUCGUUAGCUAAUUCAAAAGAUAAUUUAAAAAAUAAUUUAAUAACCCUGCUUGUUAAUGAUUCUGAUGACGAAGAAUUGAUUUGUUGUUCACAAAAAAGUAAUCCUGAAUAUAAUAGAAAUAUUUCCCCUAUUUCAUCAGCAUUUUCCCCUUUGUCACCGUUUAUCGAAAAUUUUAGUCCCGAAGAAAAUGAACCAUCACAAAUUCAAAUUUCGUAUCCAAAACCAUCUUUUAUAAUAACUAAAAAAACUAAAACGUUAAGAAAAUAUCUAAAACCAUAUUCAAAAUUAAAAACUUUAGGUUACGCGCUUCAAAAUGUUAUUGAAAAUAUUACUAUUAAUGAAGAAAAUGCUGCAGGAAUAGAACGUUUAAAACAAUGUUACGAUACGUUAGUGGAUUCAUUUGAUUAAAUAUUUACAUUUUUUUUUUUUUUCAUUUCUUAAUUUAAUUAAAUUGAAAAAAUAUAUUUAUACCUUCUUCUUUCCAAAUUUUAUUCAUAACAUUUUAAAUAUUCAAAUAUACAACAUAAUCUUAUAUUACAGAAUUUGAAAGAUGUUCACAUGUUCAUCUUGUCAAAAAGCGUUCAGUCGUAAAGACAAUUUAACUCGUCACUUAAAGAAUGCAUGCAAAAAGUCUUCUUUUCUAAACCGUUUUUUGGGUAGGUCAGCAGCUGAAGAAAAAAGUAAGACAUUCCCAUUGUAUAAUUUUAUAAACUAACAAAAUAAUUUCAUUUAUAGAAAAAUAUUGUUCAGAAUGUAAAGAACAUAUUUUACAAAAUUUGUGGAUUGGUCAUCUGCGUUCAAACAGUCACAAAAACAACUGUAAAACGUUGGAGGAAAAAGGAAUUCAUAUAAUAAAAUCAGCUUUCAAGGAAAGGAUAAUAUCAUACAGAUUAUCUACCGAAGAAAAUAUUUUAAAUGUUAAAAACUAUUUUAAAAUAUUGGAACAAAAGAUUCUACGGGUGUUUGACAAUCAACUGAAAAAACAUACUUGUAUUAAAAUCAAUAUAGAACUUUUUGGAUAUUACUAUAAUCCAAGUACUGAUAAUCAUGAUGUCAAAUCGUUCAACACUCCAUUUAAAGUAAUUUGUAACAGCAGUGCAACAAAGGAUUUGAUAGAAGAAUUUGCAACAAUUAUUGACAACAAGGCUGAUGAAUUCGCAGAAAGGGACUCUGGAUGGAUCUUACUAAAUCUUCUUUUUAUGGAAAUUAACAUCAACAAAUUCAAUCCUUUGAGAGCGUCAUCGUUUAUUCAACUUCCUCCUGAAAUAGUACGACGUCAAGCUGUCGUCAACAUAAGAAAUAACGAUGACUACUGCUUCGCAUGGUCCGUAGUUGCAGCCCUUCAUCCUCCAACAGGUGUUGAUUUUCAAACAUCAUCAUACCCACACUAUUCAUCAGUUUUGAACACUACAGGUAUUGAUUUUCCAAUAUCAUUAAAAGACAUUAAAAAUUUUGAAAAUCAAAACAAUAUUUCUAUCAAUGUGUACGGUUUAGAAAAAUAUUAUAAUAAAAUUUCUAAUAAUGAAGAAUAUGAAAUAAUUGGUCCUCUACAUUUUUCUAGUGAUAGAAAAAAUAUUCAUGUUAAUUUGUUACUAAUAAAUGAUGAUGAUGGAAAUUUUCAUUAUUGCUACAUUUCCGAUCUUUCUAAAUUAAUUUCUAAACAACUUAGUAAACACAAUGGAAGAAAAUAUUUGUGUGAAGGAUGUCUUCAAUACUUUGAUACAGAACAAAAAUUACAGUAUCAUAAUAGUUAUGAUUGUGAUCAUGUUAGAAUUAAUUUACCUUCUAAAGAAUUAUUUAAAGACAAAUAUGGAAAUGUAGCAUAUGAAAACACAUUAAAAUAUAUAAAUUAUCAAAAGCAAAUGAAAGUUCCUUUUAUAGUAUAUGCAGAUUUUGAAUGUAUUUUAAAACCUUUGAAUGAGAAUUAUGAUGUAGAAAAUCCAAAUAAUUCAUAUACAUUAAAAAAAUUUGAACAUAUUCCAUACUCUUUUGCGUAUUACAUCAAAUGUUCAUUUGAUGAUGAAUAUUCUAAGUUUGAAAAAUAUAGAGGUUUGAAUAGCGAACAAGUUUUUAUAAAUUAUCUAGAACGAGAUGUAUUAAAUUUAUAUCACACUUUUCUAAAAAAUCCUAAAAAGAUGAAUACUUUAUCCGAAUUAGAACAAACUACACAUAAUAAUUCCACAAACUGUCAUAUUUGUGAAAAACCGCUUUUAGGGGAUAAAGUUGCCGAUCAUUGUCACAUUACAGGCAACUAUAGAGGGCCGGCUCACUCUUUAUGUAAUAUAAAUUUUAAAAUUCCUAAUUUUAUUCCAGUUAUAAUGCACAACUUACGUAAUUACGACAGCCACCUAUUUAUAAAGACUAUGUGUUCAAAUAAAGAACAACUAUCAGUAAUUGCCCAAAAUAAAGAGAAAUAUAUUUCUUUUGAAAAACACAUUCUCGUAGAUAAUUAUUUUGAUCAACAUACAAAAAAUUUAAAAAAAAGAAAUUUAUCAUUGAGAUUUAUCGACUCCUUUCAAUUCUUAUCAUUUUCUUUAUCUAAUUUAGCAGAUACUUUAAAAGAUGAGCAAUGUAAAGAAAUAAAAAAGAUUUUCGAAGAUGAGGAACAAUUUAAACUUAUUCGUCAAAAAGGUGUAUUUCCAUAUAGUUAUAUUGACAGUUUUGAAAAAUUAGAGGAAACUGCUUUACCUAAAAAAGAUCAGUUUUUUAAUAGUUUAACAGAUGAACAUAUUACUGAUGAGGAAUACCAAAGAGCUCUUAAAGUUUGGGAUCUUUUCGAAUGUGAAAGUAUAGGAAAUUAUUCAGACAUAUAUUUGCUAUCAGAUACUUUACUUUUAGCUGAUAUUUUCGAAAAUUUUCGAAAAACAUGUUUGUCAACAUAUAAACUAGAUCCUGCACACUUCUACACAUUUCCCGGCUUAUCAUGGGAAGCGUGUUUACGCUAUACAGGCAUCGAACUGGAAUUAUUAACAGAUCCGGAUAUGUUGCAUUUUUUCAAAAAUAGCGUUCGUGGUGGGGUAAGUUCAUGCAUAACACGGAAAUCAGAGGCAAACAAUCCUUUUCUAUCAAAUUUUGAUGCAACAAAACCUAAUAAAUAUAUAAUGUACUAUGAUGCAACAAAUUUAUACGGUUUUGCUAUGUCCCAAUAUCUGCCAACAGGUGAUUUUGUAUGGUUAACCGAAAAAGAAAUAAAAAAUCUAGAUAUUUUUUCAAUUUCUAGUACAUCUAGCAAAGGAUAUGUUCUAGAGGUUGAUCUGGAAUAUCCUGAAAGUCUCCACGACACUCAUAAUGAUUUUCCUUUUUGCCCUGAAAAUUAUAAACCACCUAAUUCAAAAUCUACAAAAUUAAUACCAAAUUUAAACAAUAAGUCAAAAUAUGUAAUUCAUUACCAAUUGUUAAAACAAUGUCUACAAAAUGGACUUAAGAUUUCUAAAAUUCAUAGAGUUAUACAAUUUUCGCAAUCUGCUUGGUUAAAAAAAUUUAUAGACUUAAAUACCACACUACGAAAUCAAUCGAAAAAUGAAUUUGAUCGCCACACAUACAAAUUAGCAAACAAUAGUAUAUACGGCAAAACAAUGGAAAAUGUGGAUAGGAGAGUCGAUGUAAGACUUGUUACCGAAUGGGAAAAAAAUAAAAGAACAGAUGGAGCUGAAAAUUUAAUAGCAAAGCCAUAUUUCAAGGACUUAACAAUUUUCUCAGAAAACUUAGUCGCUAUUCAAAUGAAAAAAAUACUAGUUACUUAUAAUAAACCAAUAUACGUUGGAUUUUGUAUUUUAGACAUAUCAAAAACUGUCAUGUACGAUUUUUUUUAUAAUUUUUUAAAACCUUUGUAUAAAGAUAAUGUGUCUCUUUUGUAUACUGAUACAGAUUCUUUUAUUCUGGAAGUGACAACAGAAAAUGUUUACCAUGAUAUGCAUAGAAAUAUUCAUAAAUUUGACACUUCCAAUUAUUUGCCAAAUAAUAUUCAUAAUAUGCCUAUAACACAAUCAGUGGUUGGUAAAUUUAAGGAUGAAUAUGCUGGUGAACCCAUUGUAGCUUUCUAUGGUACCGGAGCAAAAGCUUACUGUGUAAAAACCGAAAAGGGUUUAUUAAAGAAAGCUAAAGGUAUAAGAAAACAUGCUAUUAAAAAUCAGUUGCAUUUUAUCCACUAUAAAGAUGUAGUAGAAAAUAAUUCUAAAAUUUUUUGCUCCAUGUAUGUUUUUCGUUCUAGACUACAUUCAAUUUUUACUGAAUUAAUACAUAAAAUUGCUUUGAAUUCUGAAGAUAAUAAAAGAUAUCAAAUUCCACAUGAUUUUAAAACACUUGCUUGGGGUCAUCAUGAUAUUUCAUUUUACCAGUGGAAUGAUGAUCAUCCAGACCUCAGCAUAUUUUUUAAAUAAUAUUUAAUUUAAACAUUUAAACAUUUAAUAUGAUUCACUCUGAUUGUAUUUAGAUCCAUUUAAAAAAAACAUUUACCUGUAAACAGUUGGAAACAAAGUCAAACACAAAAGCACAAAUCUGGUCACACGAACACCUUACACGUUUGAAAUAUCGUUGCAGUCUAAUAUAUAUUUAUUAAUAUUAAUUUAUUAUUCCUUUAGAACUUAUCAUAAUGUAUACAUAUUAGUUAUAGAGUUAGAGGAACAAUUAUAUUUUAUGUAUUUUAGUUUUACAUGUUAAAUGGAAUUUAGAAUGUAGUAACUAAUUUAAUUAUUUUAUAUGUUAGAUUAAUUCUGAUUUUAGUUGUUGUAAUUUUAAUUAAUAAUAUACUUUUAUAUGGAUAAUGCAUUUUUAAUGAAAAAUAUACCUACUUAAAGAAUACGCCUUUGACAAUAUUUCAUUCCUUAUUAACAUUUCUUAAGAUGUGUUUGGAAAGUUUUGAUAAAGAUAUUGAUGAUGUUACUUAUAAAACCUAUGAAAAUCGACUUUCUACUUUUAAAAACUGGAAUGGAAAAUUGGAACCUGAGGUAU
Molecule: messenger RNA, 5883 nt
Organism: Sitophilus oryzae (rice weevil)
Lineage: Eukaryota; Metazoa; Arthropoda; Insecta; Coleoptera; Curculionidae
Exons: 2
Coding region: 2133-5312 (1059 amino acids)
Molecular function (GO): nucleotide binding; nucleic acid binding
Source: RefSeq, a predicted model, not a curated record